CUAAUUUUUUCCAAAGUUUGUUUUAUCGAGAGGCUGUUGACCAAAUCUUCAUGGGCUUAAAACUCGUUUGCCUAAUGAAUGGACUCGGUUCAAGGAGACACGCCUUGGACGUAAUCAGAUAUCACGCGUGCGGCGUAGAGGCCUGGACUUAAAGUGAGAUUCGUAUCCAUUUGAACAUCAUACUUCAUAAUAUUUCGUGUAUUUAAAAAAACAACAUUUCUUCAUUGGCAUAAAAACUAAACAGACGUAACUCCAGAAAGGGUUAUGAUUACGUCCUACGCUUGUUCCCGGGUCAUCUAUUCAUGCAUGUUAACAAAUUACUUAAAUUCUGCCAAGUCAUUGGUUUACCUGGCUGGCUCAGGCAACUCAUUCCAUGCUCUAUUAGCACUUGGGAAGAAGGAGCGUUUGUACAAAUUUGUCCUAACAUUUGGAUCUAGGAAAGUACCUUUAUCUUUGUGUAUUUCUUAUUAUUUUAUUUGUUAUUGUUUUUAAUUUUGAAGAAUAUGGUUCAGAGUUUUAUGAAUAAUUGCUUCUUUACUUUUAAAUCUUCUCUCCAGAAGGCUUUUUAAAUUUAGUGAUUUUACUAAAGGUGUUACUCUAGUCAAAUGUGAAUAUUCGUUUGUUAUGAAUCUCACUGCUCUAUUUUUUUUUGACACACUAGAAAUACAAGUUAAAAAAUCAAACUGUUCAUAAGUAAAUAUUUAUGUUCUAUCUAGUGAAGCAUGUAAAGAUAUCUGAACUCAGUAGAGCGUGACUUCCAAACUGAAAAGUUCAGUAUCUUGAGAAGAACCGCAAAACUUUGUUUGGAAUAGAAAUCGAGGCGCGACUAAAAGCAUUUAGUUCAUCUUAUCUUAUAAAAUACAGACGUGACUUAAAAAAAAAAGAAAAAAAAAAGAUUACUUCCUCCGCGUCAUGCAUCUAGUCAUGCAUGUUAACCAAUGACUUAAAUUCUGCCAAGACACUGGCUUUCCUGGCUGGCUCAGGCAACUCAUUCCAUGCUCUAAUAGCACUAGGGAAGAAGGAGUAUUUGUACUAAUUUGUCCUAGCACAUGGAACGAGGAAUUUGACUUUAUCUUUGUGUCAUUUCUGAGUAUUUUUAUGAGAGCCAUGUGGAGUGGGGCCACCUUUUAUAUACUCAUAGCGAGUUAAUAAGAUUUAUUCAAGAGAGCUAUAGCAGAUUCGUGUCUUAGCCUAUAACUUCCGGUCCAGAGCUAUUGCGAUUUCGCAUCAGUCUAGCGAUAUUGUCAUUGGGUUAACCCGCAUGCGCGCCAUUGCAGUAGUCGAUUCGGAAUAGUAUAAAUACUACAAAAAUCAUCUUUGUUGACUCUAAUGUCAAACAUAGUCAAAUCUAACUUUACACCUUGAAGAGUAUUUUUUUUAGGUUUUGCAUGUACUUUGGCACUUAAACUGUCAGCUGUAUAUUCACUAGUUGAUUACAUCUUUUUUUUUCUGAGGGUUUUGUUUGUUCAGCAAUCAACAGUCAAUCCCCAGGUCUAAAAUAACCUUCCGCUUCUAUCAAAUUGAUAUGAUACUAAAAACCUUCAGCCUCUUUCCAGACCUCCUUUAAUGUACGAAAACAAAAAAGUAAAUUGGUUCAAAAAAUUUAAUCUUCAUCGAUCUGCUCCAAUGAUCUGCUCAUUUUGCUGUGAUAUCAUAUGCUACAUUCCAGUAUAUCACUUAGCAAGCAAUUUUCAAACAUUUAUCAAACUGACAUAAUCUGUCUAUAGUAUUUCACUACAUUAUAACCGUUUGUCUCAUUACUAAAGCUAACAAGGGCAAUAAAAUGCACUUCGACGAACUGAUGAAAAUGUUAGGGGAAUUCGGGCGUUACCAGAAGAUCAGGUUUUUCAUGGUCUGCAUGUUCUCUGUUGUAUCCGCCUGGCACGCUCUGAACAUGGUCUUCAUCGGGGCCGCCCCUGCUUUCCACUGCAAAACGUCCGAGUUCAACCUCUCGGGCACGCCGCUGGAGAACGUAACUGCGGAAGACAGGCUUAAGAUGUUUCUGCCGGAAGGCUCUUCCUGCUACCAGUAUGAUCUGGAGGUGGUGCUGUCGGGCUACAGAAGCGGCUACAAAGGAAACCUGAGUGAGCAUUCGAUGGCAAACAGCUCAAAGAGAGUCGUGUCCUGCCAGGAUGGAUACGAAUUUUCUAAAGCGGAUUACGCGGAGACAAUAACAUCUGAGUUUUCAUUGGUGUGUGGAGAAAAAUUCUGGAUUCGAACUUCGAAGUCUGUCUUCUUUGCUGGAAGAUUGUCUGGCGCUGUUAUUUUUGGCCAGCUGUCGGACAGAUUUGGUCGGAGGCCUAUGUUCUUUCUAGGCUGCCUGCUGCUUCUUAUAGCUGGAACAGUGGCGUCCUUCGCCCCUAAUAUGUAUGUCUUCUUGCCGAUGUACUUCUGCCAGGGCGCCGCUCAUACUGGGGCGUUCCUUGUGGCGUACACUCUAUCCACAGAGCUGGUGGGACCGAGGUACAGGGUGUUUGCAGGCUUCGUCAGUCAGAGCUUCUACAGUAUCGGUUUUAUGACCCUUGCAGGCAUGGCUUACUUGAUUCGUGAGUGGCGAUACCUUGAAAUGGCCAUCACAUUCCCUGUCAUUCUUUUUAGCCUGUAUUGGUGGUUUUUACCGGAGUCCAUACGAUGGCUUCUCUCACAUGGUAAGGAUGUUGAAGCAGAGAAGGUCAUUACCCGAGCUGCCAAAGAAAACGGCGUGGAGAUAGACAAGAACAUCUUCAAGUCGCUAAAAGAAGAUUCAGCAGUAGCCUCCACACGGAACUAUUACUUCAUUGAUUGUGUCAACACGUGGAAAAUGGCCAAGCUCUCUUUCAAUAUUUGGUUUAACUGGCUAGUCAACUCUCUUGUCUACUACGGACUGUCACUUAACACCGAGAAUCUGGCAGGCAGCCCUUAUGUAAAUUUUUGUAUUGCUGGGGCUGUUGAGAUACCCGCCUAUGCUAUUUGCAUACUUCUGCUGAACAGAGUUGGGCGCAGAUGGCCACUAAUCAUCUCCAUGUAUAUGGGAGGCAUCGCUUGCAUUCUAUCCGAAUGUAUACCCAGCAACAGCGAUACUGCCACUGUAAAAAUUAUCUUCGCAAUGGUUGGGAAGUUUGGAAUCACAGCGUCGUAUGCCAUUAUUUAUUUAAUGGCAGCUGAACUGUUUCCUACAGUUGUCAGGAGUAUUGGUAUGGGCGUAGCCUCGAUGUCAGCUAGGAUCGGCGGUAUAUUAGCCCCAAUUUUCUUGGACCUUCAGGUUAUAUCCAAACCUCUACCCUUGAUCGUCUUUGGUUCGCUGUCUGUUGUAGCGGGCUCCUUGGCGUUUCUGUUACCAGAACCUGCGGGGAAACCUCUGCCCCAGACUCCAGACGAUGUCGAUGGAGGGAAGUCUUGUAUCAACGUUGGGAUAUGUAGAAAGAAGAGGAGUCUCAAACUGGACACAGAACUACAGGACAAACCAGCUCUUUGACAUCUCAAAUGUGCACUUUAACCGAAGAUCGUUUUGAUUCUCGAAUGGUGCAAUUAACAUCGAUGAAGUUGACUGUUAAAAAACUGGCACUAAUCACUAUCAACGAACGUCCACACCUCCUAUCUGUACUAGUAAUUGGAUUAUAUGACCACUCGCUGUAAAAUUCUUAGCAGUAAAUCUAUUGGACUAGCUGGUCAAACCGAUUAAUCGACCGUCAUUGGCGUCAGAAAAGCCGACUGUGCAGUCAUUGAAAUAUAUGUCUCGUGGUCUAAGUCACUGAUUUAAAAAAAAAGUGUUUAUAACCAACCCAAAGAUUUUAUAUUUAUGCAUGUGCGUGUAUUAAAUAUGUAAGUAGAGUAUGUGUGUAUUUAUUAUUAGCGUGAUUGAGGGCACAUUAGUGCUUGCAUGUAUCAUGUACACAUCCGCAAGGUGGGGGUCAAUGCAGAUUGAGCCGCCGGACUGGGGUAGUACCGAGACCACUUGCUAUAGUAGGCCUGAACAUAGACCUGCGAAUUCAAACCUGUGGGCAGUUUAGACCAAUAGCUCGGUGUCACGUUGUACAGGCCUGUGACAUGCCUUCUAUGACGACUGGUCUCGUUCCAACCACAAACUAAAAAUAUAAGUUUUAAAAAAAUGCAUUGCAAUUAUAUAAAAAGACAUGGAAAUCGAUCUAAAAAUUAAAAAGGCAUUUUGAAUUUUUUUCUUCACAAAUAUGGCAAUUGUUUAUUUGUAUUUUUAAUAAUAAUUAAAUGUAUUUUAUUUAUACUUUCCAAAGAUAAAAAAAAAACCUUAUACACAUAAUAAACGCACAAAUCCUGCCUGGGACCUCUGCCUACUUAAAUCCGGCCCCAAUUAUAUGUUGUUUUUUUUUCCACAAAUGUAACUUUCAAUAACAUUUCUCUGCUACUGCGAAAUGUGAAGUGUCUAGUAUUAUUUGUGAAACUUUUGAUUAUUCCGUUAAUUUUAAACCUAGUUUUUUAAUGCGUAUUGCAACACUGUAAAGAUCAUGUUCGUAUUAAUUCACCCAAAGCGUCUAUCAACUCUGUCUGUCUGUCUGUCUGUCUGGUACAAAUUUUGAACACGUUGUUUCUCCCACUUCCCAUUGUCAGAUGAAGUUGAAACUUUACACCAUUAUUCAUUGUCCCUAUCAAAACAUAAAUAAUUAAGAAAAAAUGUGUUUGAUAUAGAAAAAAGGAGAUAAACCUUACAAUAUUUAGAGAUAAUGGCUGUAUAUGUAGAGUUCUCCCUAGAUAGUUAUUGUUGUUUUUUUUUCUUUAAUUUGCUUGUUUAUUUGUCAUUGUAAACAUAAAAAAAAAAAAAAAAAAAAAAAAACAGGGAACUAUCGUUAGAAUGUGUCUGUAUAGAGUCAAAAUUUUUUUUUUCGUUUUUUUCCAAUUUCAAAUUUUUGUAUUAGUCUGUACAUUUUCUUGUAGCUUGGCUUGUUUCGUACAUUUGGUGUGUAACAAUAACACCAAAGAAUAGAUAGUCUUAUUUUUUUAAACAAUUUUAUAUUUUGCGACUUUGUAAAAGAUCCUGUCGAUUUCCACUCAUUCAAACGUUUUUAUAUUUCAUUUGUCAAUUCAAACAAUGAAGAAGAAGUAUAUAUAUGUAUAUAUAUAUAUAUAAAAGUAAAUUUGCCUUGAGUAGAUAACUAUGCAUACAAAAUAUUUUUUUUAUAUUUACAAUUGCUACAUUCCAGUCAUUAUUUACAUAAGAAAUAUUUCCAUUCUGUAAUAUUCUGAUGUAAACGUCGUUAUGCAUCUCGAUAUGAUAGAUGUACCUGAUGUAUAUGAGUUAGUAGUUUGUAUGAUGAAAUUAUUUUAUAGUUUCUGUAAAUACCGGGUAGUCUUUUCAAGUUUAUAUGUCUGUUGGAUUUUAUUAAGGGCAUUAACUACGCUUUGUUAAUCAAGGAACAAGAUUUUAAGGUAUCAUUCAUUUCUUAAUACUAACGUCUAUGGCCUAAUCAUGUGACCUGAGCAUUGUUGACAUGGGCUGAUGCAUACAAGAUGGCGGUAUUAAAUUUAAAAGCUCUAUAAACAAUACUGAAACAGAAAAGUUUUAUAUAGCAAGCGUUUAUUAGUGAAUCGUAGCCAUAGGGAGACACUAAUGAUAUGACCGAAUUAGCAUUGGUUAGAUUUAAAAACAGUAUUAAAAAUAUGCUUACACGAUUUUGAAAAAAAAAAGUUAACCAUUUCAGAACUUUCAAUCUACUGGGACAUAUGAAGUAAAGCAAAUCUGUGUCUACGCCUAACAGUUAACGAUGGUGUUAUGUGGCCAGCACAACAACCAACUGCCUUAACCUUCCCAGUGUACGUCAGUCACCCAUUAAAGUUAGGUAGACUAAUGGCGCCUUAAAAAUCCCGAAAUUAAAAACACUCCCAGUCUUUGCUUGGAUUCGAACUCGAGACCCCCAUCUACACUACCACUCAGCCACCAACACUCUACAAAGUUAAAUACUUACAAAUGGGCGCAAUAUUGUGCCAUAUGUCACAGACAAUGGUUAUGAUUGCCCUGGAUGUGACAAAAUAUGUAGGUCACAGCUGGGGCUGCGUAGCCUAGGGAAAUACUGCACUCCUCAUUAACCUUCGGACUCGAAGCCAAGCCUCAUUAUCUCAUAAAACCAUUUGAUUCAUUUACAUAAUGUCUCGACACAUCCGCCAGUCGAUGAAACUUCUCAUCCUCUACUGUCUGUGUUAAUCUUAAGAUGAUCUGUGGAAUCUAAGACAUCGCCAUUGCGAUUAAUCUUAAGAUUAAGGCGAAGCUUUCAAUGUUUGUUGUUGUUAUAAUUGAUUAUACUCCUAUGGAGUUAGUGGAAGUAAAUGAUUACUGAGUUAUAUUGUCUAAUUAAAUAUUUAUGGUUUAACAUUUCAAAGUCGCUAGAGUGACCAGUGAUUCAUAGAGACAUUUGUCAGAAGUUCUUUCGUCAUUGCUGACUCUCUUGCAACUUUUUAUGUUAUUUUAUUCUGUAAUUUACGCACAUUCCUUCACAACAAAAACCAUUACAAUGUCUUAUGUAUAUUCAUAUGUCGACCUAGUCUAUCUCUGAACUUAUUCCGACUCUAUAAUGAUCAGGUCUGUUUCUCGGUCGUUUAUAAUGUACCUUUGAUUUUUUUGUUGUUGUUUUUUUAAAUAAAUUCAUACAUUCUAUAUAACUCUUAGAUAUUGUUUGAAAUGUAUUUCACUACCGUUAUUCGUUAAGUAAUUGUUGAAGUAAAAUUUAUAGACAAAUAUAUUAUGAAAUAAAAAUAUUUUUUGUGUUAAAUUA
Biomphalaria glabrata is the source of this 6719-nucleotide messenger RNA. Its product is annotated as organic cation transporter protein-like. The record is from RefSeq and is a predicted model, not a curated record. The transcript is spliced from 12 exons. Gene Ontology annotation, cellular component: membrane. Bases 1784 to 3454 code for a protein of 556 amino acids. Gene Ontology annotation, molecular function: transmembrane transporter activity. Gene Ontology annotation, biological process: transmembrane transport. Lineage: Eukaryota; Metazoa; Mollusca; Gastropoda; Planorbidae.